Prionailurus viverrinus (fishing cat) is the source of this 1088-nucleotide messenger RNA. RefSeq names its product CMRF35-like molecule 3. The coding region runs from base 183 to 773 and encodes 196 amino acids. The record is from RefSeq and is a predicted model, not a curated record. Gene Ontology annotation, cellular component: plasma membrane. Gene Ontology annotation, molecular function: transmembrane signaling receptor activity. Lineage: Eukaryota; Metazoa; Chordata; Mammalia; Carnivora; Felidae. The transcript is spliced from 6 exons.
UGCAGCUCUUAGCCACAGCCACAUGCCGAGAUGAGACUGAAGAUCACCCCAGCCUGGACUAUGAUGUGUGGACCGUGCAUGUGAAUGUAGGUGGGCAUGUGCAGAAGUUCUUUGUAUUUGACUGCUAUUUCACUCUGAGCAUUCCCAGGAUCUUAAAAGGCACAACGGGAGGAACAUUGGUGAUGGAGUGCCGGUACAAUGUGGGAGAGGAGGGUCACAGGAAGUUCUGGUGCCGAGGGCCCAACUGGACAGACUGUGUCCGAGUCAUUGAAACGGAACAGAUGGCAGGGCAAGAGGUGAGGCGUGGCCGAGUAACCCUUCGAGACAACCCCAGAGAGCACCUUUUCCAUGUGAUCACGGAGGACCUGGAGGAAGGAGAUGCAGACACUUACUGGUGCGGGGUGGACAGGGCCACAAGUGUCCCCCAGGCCCCGGUGGCCGUGACUAUUUUUCCAGGCUCAGCGACAGUAUCAAUGAUGACCACUGAGACAUUGGCCAGCAUGGGAGCCCCAGCUCUGACCAGUCACAUGGCCAGCCCUGGCCUUCCUGCCUGGAUGUCUGGAACCUCAGCUGGAAUCCCAUAUGUGGCCUCUGCAUGUGGUCUGGGCUUCCUUACAAUAUGGUGGCUGGGGUCCAUGAGCAAGUGUUCCAAGACAGCCAGGCCCUUCCUGUUCUUUGCCAGCUUCCUAUUCCUGGUCUUGCUGAAAGUCAGCCUCUUCCUGAGCUUCAGUUAUGCUGCCAUUUGGUUGGCCUGGCUUCAGCGUCACCUCUGAGGAUGAUGGUCUGCCCAGCCCAGUGUAACUGCAGCUCACUCCCCAGUGACUCCCUGUCUGGUGACACAGUUCCUGGCCUCUCUGCUCCAAACUCAGCCUGGACCCUUCCCUGGGAUGUGAAGCCAGAAAUGAAUCAGCCCCAGCAGAGACUUUUGUGCCUGGGCAUUGAGUCAUCUUUGCCGGAUCGUUUCCCAGGCUGGUCUGACAGCAGACACCAGGACUCCAUGUGAGGACAUGGGCUGUGGACUGAGAUGGAUAUGUGUUCAAACUUCAGUGCUUACAACAUGACCCAGUAGAGGUUUUUGAUGGCUCUCA